Messenger RNA from Hyla sarda, 1695 nucleotides. It is a transcript of the gene KPNA7, whose product is annotated as karyopherin subunit alpha 7. Gene Ontology annotation, molecular function: protein binding; nuclear import signal receptor activity. The transcript is spliced from 11 exons. Gene Ontology annotation, cellular component: cytoplasm; nucleus. The record is from RefSeq and is a predicted model, not a curated record. Gene Ontology annotation, biological process: NLS-bearing protein import into nucleus. Bases 40 to 1605 code for a protein of 521 amino acids. NCBI's taxonomy places the organism in Eukaryota, Metazoa, Chordata, Amphibia, Anura, Hylidae.
CCCCACAGGUGAAUGUCAAAACCUGUUACCUGAAAAAAGAUGCCACCUGCAAAUGAAACGGAUGAUCGUAUGAAAAAAUUUAAGAACAAGGGCAAAGACACGGCAGAGCUAAGACGACGGAGAGUAGAAGUUAGUGUGGAGCUCAGAAAGGCAAAGAAAGAUGAACAGAUCCUCAAAAGAAGGAAUGUCACUUCAUUUCCAGAAGAUGAGGCUCUCUCACCGGAACAGAAAGGUCAACAGAUUCCCCCUCUUUCCUUAGAUGAAAUAGUAGAAGGAAUUAAUUCUGGAGACCCAGAUCUUGAAUUGAAGUGCACACAAUCUGCAAGGAAAAUGCUGUCUCGGGAAAGGAAUCCUCCACUAAAUGACAUAAUUGAAGCUGGACUAAUACCAAAACUGGUGGAUUUUCUGAGCUACCAUGAUAACAGCACUCUGCAGUUUGAAGCAGCUUGGGCACUUACAAAUAUUGCUUCUGGCACCUCUGAACAAACUAAAGCUGUGGUUGAUGGAGGAGCAAUUCCUGCCUUCAUAUCUUUGGUGUCCUCACCCCACAUGCAGAUUAGUGAACAAGCAGUUUGGGCUUUAGGAAACAUUGCUGGUGAUGGUCCGAUGUACAGAGAUGCAUUGAUCAACUGCAAUGUGAUUCCACCACUUUUAUCCUUGGUUACGCCACAGACUCCGAUUGGAUUUCUCCGAAAUAUUACUUGGACCCUGUCUAACCUUUGCCGGAACAAAAACCCAUACCCACCUAUGCAAGCUGUUCUUCAAGUCCUGCCAACUCUCACACAGCUAUUGCACCAUGAAGACAAGGACAUCUUGUCAGAUACAUGUUGGGCUAUGUCAUAUCUCACCGAUGGUGCCAAUGAUAGGAUUGAUGUAGUGGUAAAGACUGGGGCUGUUGACAGACUCGUACAAUUAAUGUAUAGUCAAGAACUCAGCAUUCUGACACCAGCACUUCGGACUGUUGGGAACAUAGUCACUGGAACAGACAAACAGACCCAAGUGGCCAUAGAUACUGGAGCCUUGUCUAUCCUGCCUCAGCUUCUGCGGCACAUAAAACCAAGUGUUCAGAGGGAAGCGGCAUGGGCUCUGAGUAAUAUUGCAGCAGGACCAGCUCCACAGAUUCAACAAAUCAUUACUUGCGGGCUCCUACCACCACUAGUGGAACUUCUUAAUAAGGGUGACUUUAAGGCACAGAAGGAAGCUGUGUGGGCAGUAACAAACUACACUAGUGGGGGCACUGUGGAGCAGGUAGUACAGUUGGUGCAUAGUGGAGUACUGGAGCCGCUUCUCAACCUUCUAACAGUUAAAGACAGCAAAACUAUCUUGGUUAUUUUAGAUGCCAUCUCCAACAUAUUUCUGGCUGCUGAAAAACUGGGCGAGUUGGACAAACUCUGUCUAGUUGUAGAGGAGUUAGGAGGGCUGGAGAAGAUCGAAGCUUUACAGACACAUGACAACCACAUGGUUUAUAAUGCUGCUUUGGCACUUAUAGAGAAAUACUUCUCAGGCGAGGAGGUGGAUGACAUGGCUAUAUUGGAACCAGAAGCUACUAAGGACACCUACACAUUCCAAGCACCAAAUGUACAGAAAGAGACUUUCAACUUCUAAAAUGUAAUGGUUGAUAAGAUAAAAUCGGUAAAUUUGUUUAAAAUAAAUUUGUAUCUGAGGUUGACCCUCAAUAAAACUACAGUUCAAGCA